Molecule: messenger RNA, 1624 nt
Organism: Rhododendron vialii
Lineage: Eukaryota; Viridiplantae; Streptophyta; Magnoliopsida; Ericales; Ericaceae
Exons: 5
Coding region: 124-1428 (434 amino acids)
Source: RefSeq, a predicted model, not a curated record
AUGUUAAUUUUCCCGAUCGAAAAAUAGUUUUCUUGUUAACUUGUGGAGUACGGACUACUAUACAAAAGACACAGAAAAUCGCGUACUCUUUCUCUCUCUGUGUACGGCAUCGCUUUUCCCGCCAUGGUGAAACGUCGAACUACUCGGAGAUCUCCACGUCCGUCGACGGCGGAGCUUCGCUCCAAGCUCUCGACAAUCUUCUCUCGCCACGAACAGAUGAAAGUCGCAUUCCAUCACCUCAAAUCUCAGAUCAAAACCGGCCUUUUAGAAGCGGAAGACGUGUUCGAAUCGCUAGCGAUUCCGUUGAUGAGGCUCGUAGGUUUGAAGACGGUGGAAAUGGCUGAAGAAGGGAGAUUCAGCACCAUCGUCACCAAUACCGAUUCGAAUACUCGAGGAAAAUGGAGAAACGAGAUCAGAUUGGGAAAAACACAGCCGUGUGCUACUGACGGAGGAGAUGAGGAUCAUCAAAUCCGCGAAGUUGGGCAGGUAGAAAGCUACACUACUAAGGCAACCAUGGCAAGCAAAGAACUCUUACAGAAACAAAGACUGCAACUAACACAACUAGUUCACCUUCUCAGAAAAAUCGAAAGUCAGGUCAAUUCUAGCCAAGAUGAUAUCCUUCAGAACCUUGCAGACCAUCAGGCCUCCAUCCACAAGUUCUUCCAGAGGGGCAUUGCAUAUAUAACUGCAGUUCACCAGACAGGUCAAAGCAAUGUCACCUUUCUCGCUGCACUUAAGCUUUUCAAAGCCACGUUUGAUCGCAUGGACGCUGCCCUUGGUUCAGUAGAGAGAGGCAUUGAAGAUAUGAUGUAUCAACUAGCUGAACAGAUGUGUAAUCCGAUGGUUGAGUAUGUGAAGGGCCUUAAGGCCGAAAUGGCAUCUGGAACUUGCCCGCACCUGUUGGCCAUAGUAGAGGACAUGGGUGGAGCCAUGAGAAAUGGAAAGAUGGAGUUGGAGGAAGCUAGAAAGAAAGUGCAAAUAGCUGAAGAGAGGAACCUUGAGGCUCUGUGCAGGUUGAAGGAAUCAGAAGAAAGAACAAGGAGAAUGAAGGAGUAUCUUGGGUACUUCUUAGAAGCCAAAAAAGGGUCAAUGGAACACAAAGUUCCAAGCCAGUUUUUAGGUAUGGAGGAAGAUCGAACCAAAGAUGAGAGGUUGCUGUGGGAGCUACUAAAAAUGAAAAGAAAGCACAAAGCACCCGACAGCCCAAUUGGACCCCAAGAGCUUCUAUGCACGGGAGUCAUGGGACUGAACAACAAUCACCUUAAGUCGACACGGGUGAGCCCCCCAGUCAGUAGCAGGCCCAUCACAAGGAAUUACAUGCGAGGGAUAAGUCCGCAAACCCUGUGUUCGGAAUAUCGCUUAGCGUUGGGCUCAUCACCUACAGUGGCAACUCAGCAGGUUUUAUCGCGCAAGCGCAUCACUCCUUGAAGGCUUCAAUCCGUGUACAAAGGUACAAACACUUCGGUGACUUCUACAUUUGCUAGUUGGAUUUAAGCAAGUAGAUCGUGGAUUUGAGACCUUUUCCUGUGGAUUGUACAAAAUUUGCCAGAAUUUGACUUUGGUAACUGCAGAUAGAUGGAUCAAUUCAUGCAUGAUUGGAAAAUUAUGCAGUACUAAGGUUUCU